AGAAGCGUGCGGACACGGAAAGCCCCCUCCUGAAUUCGGGGCAGUGUGUAAGUCAAUGCGAGGGGUUUCUUGGCAUGGCAUGGGUUUAAGCAGCUUACCGCUGUCGCGACUUAUCCAGCGACCACAGUCGGACUCCUUCGUCACUGGACGGCGGAUCACCUAACUAUUUAUGUAUAUAUUUCGUCAAAUUUUCGCGUAGUUUCGCAAAUUAAUACAAACAAAAAUUUUUGUUUCUCAAGUUCACAAAAAUUAUGUUUUUCUAAUUAAAAAUAAACUUUUUCUAAUCAAAACAUAGUUUUAAAAAAAAGUUUUCAAAAGACAAGUUUAAAAAACCGGAAGAAAAUCAAGUUUAGAAAAUCAAGUUUUUCUAAAUAAAACCAAGUUUUUUCAAUUAAUGAAAACAGUUUCUUCAAUUAAAAAAACGGUUUUCUUCAAUUAAUAAUAAUAAAAAAAAGGAAACUUUAAAUUCACAAUGAAAAAAUUUCCAACAGUCAAAAUGUUUAUUAUUCUAGUCCUGUGUUUAGUUUUAAAUGCACAAAUUUGCCGGGCAUUUGGCGCUGGUUAUCUACCAAUGAGAUUCACCAUGGGGAGUCCCCGACCCUACAGAUCCGAAAAGCCAACCAAAGCGGAAGAAUUCAAUCGUACCGGUGUUCUACUUCCGGAAUAUCAAUUACCAGCGACACUGAAUCCCCACAACGUGUCUCAAUUCCUCUAUCUGAGUCCAAGGGAAGGGCCUCCUUUGACCUUGCUUGUCACUCCUUGCAGUGGGCCUAUAUCCUGGACAGUGAGUUAUGUUGGCCCCCCUGAAGAAGAUCAACAAACCGAAGGGUCGAAAUUGGUCCAGACGAGAUGGCCAGUGAAAACAUUGAUACAGGGUUCGCCAUUAUUCACCUAUAAAGGCCCGGAAGCGCAGAAUUUUUCAAUUCCAAGAGUGCGAGCAGGUCUUUACCGGUUCGAGAUCAAAUCCCUCGAGUCCCCAUACCCAAAGAGUGAGUCUCCAAACACGGUUCUUCUCUUUGCAACAUCCAAUGCCCUGGAUCAUCUUCCAGGCUCGUUUGAGAACUUUAAAGGAAAACGCAAUUAUUCUCUUCGAUUCCAACAACGCAGAAGAAAACGUCGUCUCACGGUUUCUUGGAGCAAGAGCCAAGAUUCCCAUUUGUCGAGUUAUUGUUUAGUGGUAACAUCAGGAGCACAAUAUCACCCUUCAACAUUAUGUGCGGCGAAAAAUUUUUUACAAAAUCGUCCCCGCGUCACGAGAGGAAGUUCUUUUCAAGAACAGCAAUAUAGAGGUGUACCGGAAGGCUUGCAUUGCGUACGUCAAACGAAACUGACACUUCACGGAAUGAAAUACAACACUAAUUACAACUUUACACUAUAUGUGGUGAAUAUGAGAAAUAAUGUUUCAAAUUUGGUGGCCUCGGAUAUGUUGAAAUUUCGCAAAACACCAACGCAAACUUUACUCAAUGGACGAUAUACAACUGUGGACUUGAAGAAAAGUGACGGAUUAAUUAAUUUUCAAUAUAUGCCGCUGGGAAAUGCUACAACAAUGUUUCACAUUUUGCCAUGUGGUGGUGGGAUUGUUACAGCAAAAUUAAGAGCCAAUGGCAUUGUUCCACAGGUCGCAGAAGUAAUUGGGCACGCUGCAAUAAAAGCACCACCAUUGACACCAGGAAAACAAUAUACUCUAAGAGUUUCUUCAACUCCACACGAAAAAAUAUCGCUAAUAAAAGUUCUUGCGACCGAUGAAGGCUCCAUUCCAUAUCCAGAGCUAUCAUCAAAAAGUGUACCAUGGGAAUUUCGAUCAAUGAGAAAAUGUCAUCAAGUGACAGUUGGCGUUGAACCAGCGGGAGCAGCGAAAUAUUGCGUCCUAGUACGUGAGGCACACGGACCAAUUGGAAUAUCGAGUGUUACAUUUCCCGAUCAAUGUGGUUUAAAUCGAAGGAAACGAUCGGAAUAUGCAUACGAAGAGUGCGAGGAAAAAAACACUAUCUCCAAAGAAAGGGCUUUGCCAUUCACCGUGAGAAAACUUGAACCAGGAAAGGAAUAUCUAGUUCAAAUUACAGCUGAACUCAAAGGGCAGUACCUAUCAUAUCCCCUUCUUGGCGUCCGAACAAAACGCUCCUGUUUGCCAUGAAAGCAAUUUUCAACAAAAAAAAUUAACUAAACCGACUGCUUUUUUUAUUCGAAUUCUAAUUAUCAUAUAAACGAAUUCUACACUCAGAACGAAACUAAUCUCACAAUAAGAGGAAAACUUCUCCGAUAUAGUAAAAUUUACCUUCUCGCAGUAAUCAAAUAUUUUCCCCUUUUUUAAAAUUUUCGACAAAAAAAUCCAAUCAAAAUGUUGCUUCGCAACAUUUUUUUAAUCGUUUUUUAUCUCAAUUUGCAACUGACAAAAAAUUUACUUUGAAG
This is a messenger RNA of Leptopilina heterotoma, 2409 nucleotides long. It is a transcript of the gene nord, whose product is annotated as protein NDNF-like. The coding region runs from base 473 to 2134 and encodes 553 amino acids. The record is from RefSeq and is a predicted model, not a curated record. Lineage: Eukaryota; Metazoa; Arthropoda; Insecta; Hymenoptera; Figitidae. The transcript is spliced from 7 exons.